AUGAGCCCAAACUCCCAAGGUAGUAGGCAGCCCAAGGUUAGAUCACCCACCUUCCAGUUCCAUCAUCAGACUAGCUCGAUGGUUGGAGACAAGACUAAGAAGCAUAUCAAAGACCUCAUUUCAGCCGAUGUUUUGAAUCACUACACUCGAUUGGUUCUUAUUAAUGCUAUAUACUUCAAGGGCACUUGGAAGAAUAAAUUCAAUACAAUAAAAACCACGAAUGAGCCCUUCUACGUCACUCCUACCACGACUGUUGAUGUGCCUAUGAUGAACAAGAAAAGUAAUUAUCGAUACGGUAUUAUUAAGGAGUUGAAAGCCCAGUUGUUAGAAAUGCCGUAUGAAAACAACGGAGCUAGUAUGGUCAUCAUUCUACCCGAAGAAAAGAAUGGACUUGAUUCUUUGCUUCAGAAGCUAGCCGAAGGUUAUGAUCUUCUAGAAGACUUGUCGGCCAACCUAUUACAGAAUAGCGUUAUGGAAGUUCGGGUCACCAUUCCAAGGUUCAAAAUUGAAACAGAAAUUGAUUUAGGAGUACUACUACCUAAAAUCGGCAUCGCGCAGAUUUUCGAUGAGAAUAACUCUGGGUUGACAAAAAUAUUGAAUUCCGACGAACCUCUGUACGUCUCGAAGGCCAUUCAAAAGGCUUUCAUCGAAGUCAACGAGGACGGAGUCAAGGCAGCCGCGGCUACUGAUGCACGUACUCAGAACACCCACAACUUUACACCUGUAAUGAAUACAAUGCGUAGAGAUGUGGAAAAAUCGAAAAAGAAAUGAGGCGCUCGCUAAUUUGCGACGUACGGAAGUGGAGCAAUAGUAAUUUAUAUUACUCAAACUUAUGUUGCGACGUAAAUACACAGAGCUGGAUUGAUUUUUUCACUUUUGGUUAUAUAUUUAGGCAUAUUACAUAAGUCAUCGAAAAAUAUCCAGUCAUCGCCAUAUCUAGCAAAAGCAGUGUAGUGACCUGCCAUUGUCAGUGUUCGACCUGGACGAAAAUGAACGACACCCGCCAACCUGUAUGUCGAAUCGUUUAAUGAUAUUUUUUUUGGAAACGAUUCGAGAUCAUUUCUAGUUCCUCCCAUACAAUCCACAAACAAAUGCGAACCAUAUAGGUACCUAGGUGUUGUACGUGAAGAUCUGC
Molecule: messenger RNA, 1135 nt
Organism: Chilo suppressalis (striped riceborer)
Lineage: Eukaryota; Metazoa; Arthropoda; Insecta; Lepidoptera; Crambidae
Source: the annotation of a GenBank genome assembly